AUCUCAAACGAGUUGACAGUUAAGCUUUUUACCAGAACAUUGCUGGUAACAUUUGCGAAAAUUUCUUGCGUGAAAUUUUCAAUUUUUUAAUAUCAUUUUAAAUGACAAUGUUGCGAAUUAUAUCCAGCCGUGUCUUACCAAAUAACAGUAACGUUUUUGGUGCACUGCAAUUGUUGAGAUUUAACUCAACAGCUCAAAUCCAUAAGGCACCCAGAGAGUUUCGAGACGUUGAGUUAAUUGGGACUGUUCAUUUGAAACCGCUAACUUUAGACAGUGGAAGGAAAAUACUCACAAUCAGAACAAAUGAUUCAGAUAAUGUGUACAAACUACAUCGAUGUUCUAUUCAAAGUCAAAAGAUUUUAAGCAUUCUCAAUUCUUGUGAUCUGGAGGUUGGUCAACGAGUUUUUCUCAAAGGGGAAUUGCGAUCAGAGAAUUACAUGAAUUUGUAUAAUAAAUUACGUCAACGGUUACAAGUACGAGUAGCUGAAAUUUAUGCCUGCAACACUGAUAAGUCCGAAGCAAAUACAUCCGAAUCAACGAUCAACAUCGAUCAAAACAGUGUAUGUGUUCUUUCCCAUAUAACAAAACUAUAUCAUGCGGAACAGUUUUCAGUUGUUCAUCUAGUCGCAAAUCGGACUAUAUUGGAUUUAGAAGGAAAUGAAAAACCGACAUCGGAAUAUUUCCAAGUCUUCGUACGUGACAAAAACUUGAUUGAACUGCUCAAAAGUGAUGUUUCUGAAAGGGAUCGAAUUAUCGUAAAUGGACAUCUGCAAUACAAGACAGACUAUGAUCAAAAUGGAAAAAGUUGUCGAUCUGGCUUAAUUGAGGCAACAAAUAUUCUAAAAGUGGAUAAAUUCACCAGAGACGUUAUUGAAGAAGACGUUAACAUUGUAAAUGAAUAAGAUGUUCAAAUAUAAAAAUUGUUUUUUUUUUUUU
This is a messenger RNA of Contarinia nasturtii (swede midge), 936 nucleotides long. RefSeq lists its product as uncharacterized. The transcript is spliced from 6 exons. Gene Ontology annotation, molecular function: single-stranded DNA binding. Bases 102 to 902 code for a protein of 266 amino acids. Lineage: Eukaryota; Metazoa; Arthropoda; Insecta; Diptera; Cecidomyiidae. The record is from RefSeq and is a predicted model, not a curated record.